Molecule: messenger RNA, 1167 nt
Organism: Momordica charantia (bitter melon)
Lineage: Eukaryota; Viridiplantae; Streptophyta; Magnoliopsida; Cucurbitales; Cucurbitaceae
Source: RefSeq, a predicted model, not a curated record
AUCAAAGGGAAAAAAAGAGAGACGAAAAGCGAUGGAUUUCCCGCCGAAGAAACCCCCUCUCUUAACUUAUGGAUUUCUGUUGCUGUUUUUGAUCGCUUCCUUUCUUCUGAUCGUCGCCGGUCCUUCCGCAUACUCUCUGAAUCCUCUCGUUUUCUUUCCCACAGGCUUCCGAUGCCAUCGCUCCAAUUCGGUUGAAGAAUUAACCGAUUCCGUCGAAUCMCGAGACGAUCUGGAUGUGGCGCUUGCGAAGGCGGCGAUGGCGAACAAGACGGUGGUUAUCGCUGUGAUAAAUAAGGCGUAUGCGGAUCAAGGAAUCAAAGACGAUACGACGAUGCUCGAUGUGUUUCUCAGUAGUUUUUGGAUGGGAGAGGACACGAGACGAUUGCUGGAUCAUCUUCUCCUCGUCACCGUCGAUCAAACGGCGUACGAUCGCUGCCGAUUUCUGCGGCUUAAUUGCUUCAAAUUGGAGACGGAAGGAGUGGAUUUCGGCGGAGAGAAGCUUUACAUGUCAGAGGAAUUCAUCAAAAUGAUGUGGAGAAGAACUUCGCUCCUGCUCGACGUUCUCAAGCGUGGUUACAGUUUCAUAUUCACGGAUACAGAUGUAAUGUGGCUGAGGGACCCAUUUGGAAAGCUAAGUAAAGACGAAACUGAAGAUCUUCAAAUCAGCACCGAUAACUUCAACGGCAAUCACUGGUCGGACGCGAAUCCGAUCAACACCGGCUUCUACUUCGUCCGAUCCAACAACAAAACCAUAGCGCUCUUCGAUCGAUGGUACGCCAUGAAGAACGCCUCCGCCGGCCUCAAGGAGCAGGACGUUCUCCACAACCUAAUCCGCGCCGGCAUUUUCCGCCAACUUAAUCUCAAGGUUAGGUUUCUCAACACUCUGUUUUUCAGCGGAUUUUGCCAGAAGAGCAACGAUUUUAAGCAAGUCACCACCGUCCACGCCAAUUGCUGCCGGACGAUCGUCGCCAAGAUCGGCGAUCUCCGGGCAAUUCUCUGCGACUGGAAACGGUUCAAGAAGUCGACGAACGCGUCGGAGAUCUUCUGGUGGUCGGACCACGUCGGCUGUAAGCGAUCUUGGAGACAUUGAACGGAAAACGGCCGCCGGUGACGGUGAGGGAAAUUUAUGUGGAAUUUAAAUAAGUUCUGUUUUUAACUCAUAUUUUU